AUGUCAACAUCGACGGCGCUGACUACGACUGAGACCAUCUCGCUUGCAGCAGUCUCAUGGGCAAGCGUUGCGGUCUUGGCGAACACUUUUCGAGGCGAUGGCGAACCACUCAUUGCAUCCAUAGCGUUCAGUGCACUUGCGUUCGCAGCAUGUUAUGCACUGAUACGAUGGCUCGGAGGUGCUUUCAUGCGACGUGGUUUCAAAGGGAAAGACUUGUGUAAGGUGAAGAAAACUGAAAUUCCUGAAACCAUGGGCGCCGUGUGUGCCAUGGUGUAUUUAUUCGUCGUGAUAUUCUUCAUCCCUUGGCCAUUCUAUAAGGACAUUGUCGUUGCAACUUCAGGCGGAGGUAACCGAGACGUCAUCAAAGAGCUAGAGCAAGUUGAGACGGGGCGGUUCCUUCACAAGUUCCCUCACAACAAACUUGCGUCUUUCCUUGGGGCCAUCCUCUCGUUGCAAUGUAUUGUUCUCCUCGGUAUCGGCGACGAUCUGUUCGACAUCAGGUGGCGCCACAAGGUGCUCAUCCCCGCUGUUGCGUCCAUUCCCAUGCUUGUCGUGUACUUUGUGGACUUUGGUGUGACACAGAUGGUCGUUCCACUCCCACUCCGACCAUACUUAGGCGAUUUAUUUGAUCUUGGUGACCCUUUCGUAGAUGUUGCUGACCAAUUCUCAGGAUGGCUGUACUACGUUUACAUGGCACUCUUGUCUAUCUUCUCCUCGAACAGUAUCAACAUUCUCGCAGGCAUUAACGGCAUUGAAGUGGCCCAAUCAAUCGUCAUCGCGGUGCUGAUAGCCGGGAACGACAUGCUUUACCUAUCGCCGUUUACGUCCUACCCGCAUCCGGCGACGGACUCGCACCUGUUCUCACUGUACUUCCUUCUACCAUUUAUUGGAGUAUCGAUGGCAUUACUGAAGCACAACUGGUACCCUGCAAAGGUAUUUGUGGGCGAUACCUACUGCUACUUUGCCGGAAUGGUCUUUGCAGUGGUUGCUAUCUUAGGUCAUUUCAGCAAGACGCUGAUUUUGUUGCUUCUACCGCAAGCGUUCAACUUUGUGUACUCGGCUCCUCAGUUGUUCCACUUGAUACCAUGUCCCCGACAUCGGCUUCCACAUUUCAAUGCACGGACGGGUCUACUAGAGCCCUCGCGCGUACAGUUUCAGAGGCCUCUGCGAAGACCGAUAGCGGAGAGCCUCAAGGUGCUGCACCGGCUUCGGCUGCUCGAUCUCGAAAUCGACGAGAACGGGCAGGUGCUCUCAUCCUCCAACUUUACGCUAAUCAAUCUGUGGUUGGUGUGGUUCGGCCCCAUGCGGGAGGAUCGGCUGGCGUUGGGGUUAUUGGCGUUUCAGUUCGCAGUGGGGAUAUUGGGAUUGUUCGUUCGGCAUCGCAUGGCACUGCUUAUCUUCACAGCGGACAACUGGUAG
This is a messenger RNA of Boeremia exigua, 1419 nucleotides long. RefSeq names its product N-acetylglucosaminephosphotransferase-like protein. Bases 1 to 1419 code for a protein of 472 amino acids. NCBI's taxonomy places the organism in Eukaryota, Fungi, Ascomycota, Dothideomycetes, Pleosporales, Didymellaceae. The transcript is spliced from 3 exons. The record is from RefSeq and is a predicted model, not a curated record. Gene Ontology annotation, biological process: dolichol-linked oligosaccharide biosynthetic process; protein N-linked glycosylation. Gene Ontology annotation, cellular component: membrane. Gene Ontology annotation, molecular function: UDP-N-acetylglucosamine-dolichyl-phosphate N-acetylglucosaminephosphotransferase activity.